Messenger RNA from Photinus pyralis (common eastern firefly), 2645 nucleotides. Its product is annotated as zinc finger BED domain-containing protein 1-like. Lineage: Eukaryota; Metazoa; Arthropoda; Insecta; Coleoptera; Lampyridae. The record is from RefSeq and is a predicted model, not a curated record. Gene Ontology annotation, molecular function: DNA binding; protein dimerization activity.
UCUCAUCGAAGAAGAUCAUCCCUUUGGAAUUCAUUUACCUUGGUAGAUAAUAAAUUAGCAUCGUGCCACUAUUGUGAGCAGACGUUUUCCCAUAAGACAUCAAUCAGCAAUUUAAAGCAACAUUUAAAAAGAAAGCAUCCGUUUGUGUUGAAGUCAGACAAGGAUCAGGUCAUUCAAGUGGUUACUCCCGUUGAAACUACAUCAAUAUCCGACGAUUCAUAUACUCUUUUAUAUGUGGUUUCUGAUGACGAAUCCAAAUCGUCCAUGACUCAGGUUCAAGAAUCCGAGCUCCCUACACAUGUCGUAAAGCAAGCUGAACAACCACUUCCAGAAAUUGCCCCAUUGGAAGAUUCGGAAGAGAAUGAUGAAGGACAGUCAACAAUGAAAAGGUCCACGACGUGGAGGUACUUCACGCAAAAGAAGAAAGGAACAGCGCAGUGUAAUUUUUGUCGUAAGGUUCUUUCAUAUAAAACAUCGAUAAGUAAUUUGAAAAAACAUUAUCAAAAAAAACAUAGGUCAAAUGGCAAACCUACCCUAAAAGUAAAACCAGCCAGUUCGUCGAGCAAUACGACAGUACAUUCCACCAAUAUUAAUGGUGGAAAUCAUAUUCAAAGUGCCCAUGCUUCAGUAGGGAGAAAAACACGACCCAAUGCAAGUUCAAGUAAAUAUGAUGAUCAACUUAUUAAAAUGUUUACCGUUCACUUACUGCCAAUUUCGAUGGUCGAAGGAUUGGGGUUUCAAGGAUUUUGCCGUUCAUUGAAUUCUUCCUAUGCGCUACCGACCAAGAAGAAGUUAACUACAGAAUUGAUUCCCGCCAAAUUUGAAGAGCUCACCGUAAAAGUACGUGAGAUUAUGGCAAAGGUUAGAUCAGUUACGCUUACGACAGAUUGCUGGACGUCGUACAGCAACGAGAGCUUCACUAGAGUGGUGGGGCAUUUUAUUAACGAGGACUUUGAAAGCAAAUCUAUUUUGUUGAGCGUUAUGGCGUGCGAUUGGCCUGUGUCGGACAAAUUUUUGGGCGAAUUACUGGAACAGGUUGUACAGGAGUGGGAGUUGAACGAAAAAGUUUUGAUUGUCAUUUCUGACAACAUUACAGACCGUCAGGAGGAAGAAUUACAAUGGCCACAUAUAAAAUGUCUCGCGAGUACGAUCGAUUCAAUCGUUCAAGAAUCUCUGAAACCCGUGGAAACAUUCCUUAGCACAUUAUCAAAGAUUGUUUCGCUUUUCAAUGAAAAUGUUGAAGCACAAGAGAAAUUGACUUUCUUCCAGAAAAAAAAUAACAAAGAGUCCGAUAACCUGACACAACGCAGUCCCGAGCAAUGGAACUCUGUGCUGUACAUGUUGAAAAGUAUAAAACACUAUAAAGAAGAAAUUGAUGAAUCCUUACGAGCGCUAGAUGAGCCAGUUUUGUCCGACGAAGACUUCCAAAUUGUUGAGGAACUCAUACAGAUACUCGAUCCAAUCGAGUCGGUCACAAAAGUCACGAAUAAGAAUAUCACUUUAUCAUUGAUAAUAGUUUUAAGUAACAGCCUUCUUGAUCAUUACAACAGUUUAAAAAAGGAGACAUCAUUCUCUAGCGAAAUUGAGCCUGUUGUCACCAAAUUAGUAGACCACCUCAAUGAAAGAUUUUGGAACUUGGAAUCUGUGCACACCCUGUUGAUAAGUACUCUUUUAGAUCCUCGAUUCAAACACAUCGGUUUCUCCGAUCACACUUUCGUACAUAAAGCCAAAUUAUUAGUGGAGGAUAAUCUAAAUUUGUUAUAUGGAGAUACAACGGAAAAAUCCAAAUCUGUUGCAUUGGAUAGUGAACCGCUUCUCAUUUGGAAUUCCUUCGAUAAAAAGGUGGCGGACACGUCAGUAAGCUUAGGAAAGUCGAAAGCAAUCACUGAGCUUGAUAGAUACUUGGAGGAGCCUCUAUUGAAUCGGAACGAGGAUCCUUUACAGUGGUGGAAAGUUAACGCUUACAACUUCCCUUGCCUUAGUAAUUUCAUUAAGAUGAAAUUUGGUCCGAUUGCCUCGGCUAUAUCUUGCAAAGGUAGCCCGACUUUAAUAGAGCGUCGAAAUACCUUAACGUGUAAAAGAAUUAACGAAAUUAUGUUUAUUGGUCAGAAUUUUGAUGUUGGGGAAGGAUAGGGGAAUUUUGUUAUGGCCAGACUAGGAAGGUGGUUAUGACAUUGCAGAACGGCAAGCUGCGGUUUAACAGCUUUGCACAAGGUGAAAAUUACAUUAUGUACCAGAGGAAAAAUAAAGAACUUAUAUUUUUUAUAAUAAAAGAAUUAUUGUUAAUUUGAUUUAUAUUAUAAAAUAAUGACCUUAUAGUUACUCUGAUAAACCGUGUGUACUUAUACCCAAAAUUCCCUAAGUAGCCUUUAUUUGUAGUAUGCAUUAUAACCACCAGAAAUCCCAGUAGUGUGAUAACUUGCCAGACAUGUCUUACACAUUCUCAUGUAGCCUUGAUAGCUGCUGCUAAAUGGCUCCACAUAGACAGCAUUUGUAAAAAGUUAGACAAAAGACGUUAUUAAAGACUUGUAAAUAAAUGUGCCUUAGUAGUCAGUUCAUUCUGUUAGAAUGUUACUGUCUGCGACUUUAUCUCAAAGUGAGCGCUUUUUUAUCUUAUAAAAAACCGUGCGGUAGUUUAAUCUGCA